CCAGGAAUCGGGAUAUGGCGGAUUCGAAACGCGGACUGCUCACCAUGCGUACGUAACACGCGAUCAUACUUGCAAGGUUAGAAUACGCGCGGAAGCUGUCUUCUUCCUCGAGAGGGUAUUUUUCCAAGAAAUCUGGCAGCCGGUAGUAACGAAACACAAGCCCUCUCGAGGAAGAAAUCGGUUUUCGAGCGCACUUUUCUAUAUUUUCUUGUCCGAUUCUGGAUCAAUCAACUCAUCAGUCACCAAGCUAGCUGACGAUCAAGAAGGGUGGAGCAACCGUUAUGACGAUUAGAUUUUUGACGAAUUUCAAAGCUCGCGCUCUUCUCCUCCUUGGUUCGAUCAUUAUUUGCAUUUUACCGGGAGUUUUUUCUUCCGGAGUUGUUACACUUAAGUCCAUCCAGAUUUUUAAAACCCAUGAAUUAUUUAAUGCCAAACCAACGGUUUAUUUUAAUUGUGAAGGGGAGAACAGGACAAUUUUUCCAGAUGUGAAGGAAACACAUGUUGUAUAUACUUUCAAGGGUGAAGAAUCUUGGCAGCCUCUGACAGAGCUUCCUGAUAAGAAAUGCAAACGGUGUGGGUUGUAUGAAAUGGACAUCCUGAAAUCAGCUGAUGUUUUUGAUGAGUGGGAGUUUUGUUCUUCUGAUUUUCUAGAUCCUGAUGGGAACUAUGUGCAUUUCAAGGACAAGGAAUUCAAUGCUACAUUUUUGUGCCCUCAGUGUGUACAUCUUGACAAUAAUUCUGAUCAUGCAUCUGGCUCACAUCAUGGAGCAGAUACAGGAAAGGGAAUGCAUGUGAUUUUGGUUGUUCUAAUCAGUGCAAUAGUUUCAACUUUAUCGAUUCUUGGAGCAGUAGCUGCAUAUAGAUAUUGGCAAUGGAAGAAGAGGCAGCAGGAUCAGGCACGGUUCUUAAAGCUAUUUGAAGAUGGUGAUGACAUUGAAGAGGAAUUGGGUCUCGGACCAGUGUUAUGAAGAUGCUAAUCUUGUGUCUUACUACAUGUACACACUGUGAAAGAUAUGUUUUGAGAAGACGAAAGAUGUUUUUAUGUUGUGAGCAGUGAAAGCCUUGGUUGUAACUCAUAGUUGAUUAGACUUUUCAUGAAUAACAUGAAAGUAACCAAGAGAGGCAAUCCUAAGCAUUUCCUUGCAAAUUUUUGCAGGUUGCUGUGUAAAAUGAAUUAGCAAGUGCCGCUUGUAUACACAUUUUGAGACAAAAAAAUCAAGAAAAUAUGUACUUUGAGAAGAUUGAGUGAUGUUCUUAUACUGUAAUCUGUGAGCAGUACAUCUUUGUUGUACACCAGUACCUGAGUUUGGGUUGAUUUUUUGUGAAUCGAAUAUCCAUACGGGGAAAGAAAAUUCCCUGCAAUUAUUAGACCUUUCCUCACCUCCAGUGCCCAUCCCCGAACACCUCCCUACCCCAUCUCCGAGACUCUACACAUUCUCCCGCAGUGGAGUGAAAAAGAAAAAAAGGGCAACGAUCUAGUGGAAAAAAAGAAGAGAGGCAAUUAUCUUUCCUCUCAUCACCUCCAGUACCCAUCCCCUCCUACCCCAACUCCAACUCUCUACACAUUCUCUCCCCAUUCCGACCCUCUCCCAUCCCUAACCCCGCUAUCCCUAUACCCCAAGCAGCCCAGGGCCAUAGGCCUGAACAGCGGUAGUGCAACAGCCCGGACCAUUGUAAGUUGUGGCAUUACUUUCAGGAUUUCAGCUAGAUCACCACGUUUGGCAGGAAGCACCCCUACUGUGCUGGUACAUGACUUGGUUGGCCCAUGAUCAGGAAGGAAUCUUGGAGGCUUUAGCUUGAGAUCAGUGAUCUCCACCUGUAAGAGAGAUAUCUAACUUCUCUCCUAGUUACCAGCUUGUCUUGCUUUUAGCUUGUUCCUUUUGCAAGAAAUUUUAGCUUUCUCUCUUCUUGCAUUUCUCUCCUUGUGCUUUUUUUUUAUGUUAAGGUCAUGUGAUCAUAUCGAAUAGGGUUGUUAUUUCUUUGCAUUGCUUGUGUCUGAGCUUGAGAUAUUUUUUUUCCUAUGUACUGUAUUAUUAUCUCCUUGCAUUGCUUGCUUAUGCGUCGUAUUCUAAUUGUUGAGAUUUUAUAUUUAAUACAUUAGGUGUUCUUUCAUUAUAUCAUAUUGCAUAUAUUUGUAUUAUAAUAGAUAGUUACUUCUAUAUUGUUGUGUCAGGUGGGCAACUGAAAUCUUAUUAUAUCCAACCAAUCACCUUUGCAUGGAUCCUAUUGUUUCCUGAGUCCUUUUAUUUCCUUUAGUAUCAUGUCAUAUCAUCCUUUUGCUAGGGCGUCCCCCAUAAGCAACUUGCCACGACACCCAGAGGCAAGGGGGCUCUCAUUCAAUGGACAUGUGCAAGUAAAGAACCUAGCCUACAAGUGUAAGAUUAGAUUAGCAUCUUGGGAACAUUGGAUUCUUAACGGCUAAGAGCCUGGAGUUGAUAGAUGUUAUGAGGAGACGAAGGAUUAAUAUUGCAUGUAUUCAAGAGACAAAAUGGAAGGGUAAAAAAGCCAAGGUGUUGGACAGCUUCAAACUUUGGUAAUAGAAGCGGAGUAGGAAUGAGGAGGCAACCUCUAUUAUAGACUUUGCAGUAGCUUAUGGUUUAUCCAUUAUGAACAUUUUAUUUGAAAAGAGAUGAGCAUUUAGCGCAGAAAUACAUGCAUAGGUUAGGUCUUGUCCCAAGUAUGACCUCCAAUAGAUCUGAUUGGAGGGCAAGAAUCCAUGUAGCCGACCCCAAUUAGGUGAGAUUUUACUGAUUUGUCACGUUGUAUUCCUUUCCCUUCCCUUUUCCUUUUCUUUUUUCUUUUCUUUUGCUGUCUUUGAUUGGAUCCAUGUAGUCAACCCCAUUUAGUUGGGAUAAGGCUGCGUUGUUGUUGAAUAUCCAUAUGCUUGGAUGGUGGGUUUUAAAACUACAGUCAGUUAAGCUUUACAAUUCAUGAUUUAAGAUGAUUUACUUGAGCUUCAGAUUGAACACUAAUUGCCUGAGAGAAUUUACACUUUUUGUUAGAAUUUAGACUCCGCAAUUCUAUCAAGAAUGCUAGCAUAUGUUCUAUUAAGGAGAACCUGAGAUGUACGUUCAGAAUCAAACUGUUAAGGGGAAUCCGCCAUAUACAGAUAUAAGACCCACACUACAGGCAGGAUCCUGAUCCUGCAUAAGAAAUGUUGUGUGCACUGCUCAAAAUCAGUUAUGCUAACAUCACACACAUGAUUUUAUAAGUUGUAGUCUACCUGCAAAAGAGAGACUCCUCUUACUCUUUCCUCAGCCAGGUGCAUUAAGCAAUGCGUGGUAAUGCAGAAAAGAGGAGUCUAUAAGGCAAUUAUACUAAAGUUUGCUUCCCCGAAAAUGGAGGAGGGAUAAUGUCUGGCACAAAGCUGGUCUACUCAUUUAUGUGCAUCUACCAUCGUGCUACGCGUUUAAUCUUCCUUGCUCUUUUAUCAUGUUUGCAUGUAUGUAUCAUAUUUCUAAUUGUCCAGGCAAGGCCUGUAGGGAUUCCUUGGUCGGAAUGCAACUUUGGUUGAGGAAUUGACCAAGACUGGUUGAGGUGGUGCAUCCAGGUCUGAUCAGCAGGCUUCAGGUGGAGACCUGGAAAGGAUCUAGACUCUGUGACCCUCCACAGAGAUCUUCAGGCAAUGCAUCUACAUAUCACUACCUAGCUGGUAAGCUGGACUCUGGUCUGAAGAGCCUUUCUGAUGCAUACAACAGUCUUGAACGGGUCAACUUAUGGUUGGAAUCAGAAAUAAAUACUUCGAUGAAAGGAGACCAUACCCAGACACUGAGGCUAUGAAGGCCAAGAGGCAAGGGAAGAAUCUCAGAAGGAAAGGCAGAAAUGAGUGUGAUCUUCUAGUUUGCCUUGGACAAGAGCAAAGUGGAGAAGCUGACGAUAAGGUUGUAGGACUUUGGGGAAGAUAUUGACUCACUCCUGGAGGUGGUUGCAGAUGCUGAUUUCCCAGAAGAUGAAGAGCGGAAGACUGAUCACACCAUAAAUUGCUUGUUGGGCUUAAGCCUCUUGUUUCGAACUUUGUACUGUUUGACUGCAAUGUAGAACUAACUGUCAAUAAUGGCCUUUAUUUAUAGUGAUUUAUUCUUAUAAUUCCAUUGGUUAUAUGAAGCUACUACAUAA
Messenger RNA from Macadamia integrifolia, 4116 nucleotides. RefSeq lists its product as uncharacterized. Bases 282 to 968 code for a protein of 228 amino acids. NCBI's taxonomy places the organism in Eukaryota, Viridiplantae, Streptophyta, Magnoliopsida, Proteales, Proteaceae. The record is from RefSeq and is a predicted model, not a curated record. The transcript has 4 exons.